This is a messenger RNA of Necator americanus (New World hookworm), 1521 nucleotides long. RefSeq lists its product as uncharacterized. Gene Ontology annotation, cellular component: nucleoplasm. The record is from RefSeq and is a predicted model, not a curated record. Lineage: Eukaryota; Metazoa; Nematoda; Chromadorea; Rhabditida; Ancylostomatidae. Gene Ontology annotation, molecular function: RNA binding. The coding region runs from base 1 to 1521 and encodes 506 amino acids. The transcript has 13 exons.
AUGGAGCAAAUACUGAGGAAGUCCACACUGGCAAGAUCGACCGAGUGUGGACACGUCGUUAAGAAACAGCGGGUUGCACGUCGCACUGAAUUACCAGUGUUCGCCUACGUCAAGGCAAGGAUGGGGGCCGAUGAUAAAAGGGAUAGAAUCAAAAUUCUUCAAGUGUCAAAUAUAUCUGUCACAGCAACAAAGGACCAAAUCUUCACAAUGUUUCAGUAUAUAGGAAGAAUUGAGGAGAUGAAGGUGUAUCCUUCGGAUAUGAACAUCACUUCUUCCACAACUUCCAAGUGCGCUUUCAUAAAGUAUGAUGACGAUCGAGCUGUUGAAGUAGGACAACACCUUACGAAUACCGUACUCAUUGAUCGUGCUAUAGUUUGUGCACCUUUUCUUCAAAGUACGAUUCCCGACGAAGCUACGUUUAUUAACUCCGGAGGUCCUGUCACAGCAGGGCAACGUCAGCUGCCCCCGCAUGUCACUAACAAGGUACAGGAGCUGGAGGAUGGUUCAUCUGUGUUGCUUACAGUGGAUCCACAAAUGGAAGCUCUUGGUCUUCCCGCGUAUCCUCCACUGCCUGGUAACACUGACUUAGCGAAGGUAGAGGAAAUAAGAAGGACUAUCUAUGUUGGAAACCUACCUAAAGGAGUGGACGGACAAGCCGUUCUGGAUUUCUUCAAUAAUUUUGUAGGGGAGGUCAUGUAUCUCCGAAUGGCUACGGGUCCCGACACUCUCCCUUGUGCAUAUGCCUAUAUUGAAUUCACCAAUCAAACUUCAGUACCGAUCGCUCUUCAGAACAAUGGUAUUGACUAUCAGGGAAGGCCGUUGCGUAUUCAACACUCACGUGUGGCAAUCAUCAAACCGCAAGCAAAGUCUGCCGACCAAGCGUUGGAGGAAGUAGAGGAAGCCAUUCGAAUGGGAAAGAACCGCCGUUCACGUUCUCGUUCACCUCUACGCCGCCGUCGUACACCAUCCCCACGUCGUCGAAGUAAGUCGCCACGUCGCAAGAGGAGCCAGUCACGGUCUCGAGACCGAAAAAGGAGCCGAUCGAGAUCGAGAGAUCGAAAAAGAAGCCGUUCACGCGACAAAAAGCGCAGCCGAAGUCGGGACAGAAGGAGAAGUCGAAGCCGUGAUCGUCGUAGUAGACGUUCUCGGUCCCGAGAUAAGAAGCGCGAACGAAGUAGAUCGCGCGACAGAAAGAAAGAGAAGGAAAAGGAAAAGGACAAGAAGGAGAAGAAAAGAAGUAGAAGUCGUGAUCGAAAGAAAGAUAAGGAUGCAAAGCGCGACCGCAGCUCGGAUCGGAAAAAAGAGAAGGAGAAAGACAAAAAGGAAAAAGAGAAGUCCAAGGAGGCAAAGGUUGAGGAUCUCGAUGAAGAAACGUUGCGAGAGCGCUUACUUGAAAAAGCAGCUGUUCGAAGUGGAAAAGAGGGGUCUGAAAGUGACCACGAAAGCGAAGCUGAUAAGGGUGACAAGACACCAAGCAAGAUAAAAAAUGAAAGGAAGAGAAGACGCAGUGAUAGUGAUUAA